AAUUAUGUCAACGUCAAGUAACCGUCAAACUGGUAAAUAAGUAAACGAAUUGGAUUUAUUGUUUGAACGAUAAUUUAAUCUCGAUUUGUUUAUUAAAAGUAAGAGAUAAAUACAAAAUAUUUAAUUAGUAGUAAAAUACCAGAAAGAUAAAAUGACGGCUAAUAACGAAUAUCCGAAAGCAUCAAAUGCUACUUUGAUUGGUGCGAGUAUAACGUAUAUAGGCGGGCUGUUUCUACUUCUAUCAUUUGCCGGGCCGUAUUGGAUUGAAUCGUAUUCCGAAAUGUUUUCGCCUUUCAAACAUAUGGGGCUAUGGGAGUAUUGUUUCGAUCGUUUCAGAUUUCCUUCAUUUCAAUAUAAUAAGUUGUUCCAUGGCUGCCACUACAUUUUCAGUGAGGAGUACUAUGUGAUCAGAGAGUGGCUCUUGCCAGGUUGGUUGAUGGCAGUCCAGGCAUUUGUAACAUUGGCAUUGAUAUUGUCUCUGACUGCACAAGUGCUACUGGCAUGUGUGAUUGUGCGCUGGCCGCUAAGAACUGUUCUAUGUUAUGAGUGGAUAUUUGUAUCAUCUGCAUUUGUGAUGGUGGCAACUUCUAGUGCAUUUUUAUUCCUGGGAGUUGCCAUAUUUGGUGGGAAUUGUUAUCGCCGCAGCUGGUUGCUGUAUCCAUCAUUCAAUGUGCUGUCCUGGUCUUAUGCAUUUGCUGUUAUUGCAUUUAUAUUGUUUGGUCUUGCCGCUAUUCUCCUGUUCUUGGAGGCACGGAAGCUAUAUGAGUUACGUUUGGAGGCAAAGAACUUGGUGGCCCAGAUGCAGCACAGCCAGCCGGAGCAUGCGCUGCAUCAGCUGCGGGACCAGCUGCAGCAACAACAGCUUCAACAGCAGCAGCAGCUGACUUACUACAGACAUUAAGGUCUUUUUUCAAAGAUUUUUAUCAUAUAAAGGUCAUUAGACGGUAUAUGAACGAAACUGUUGGUAUAAGAUGUACCAUAUUAAAUUUUCCGUGUGUACUUUCUCAUAUUUGAAGAAAUCUCCUUAUAAUGUUUGCUCUAUUUGAAUCUCUUUGGUUGAUUAUAUUUUUUACUGUCUAUUAGAAUUUAUUGUACUUUAUGUACACUGAUGUGUGUUGUUUAAUGGAUUUGAUUAUUUUUACCUACUUUAUUGAUAUUAAGGAUUUGUAUCUAUUAUGUGAAUACUAUUGCGAUUUAAUUUUUGACCAACUUUCCAAAAGAAGGAGGUACUCCAUUCGUCUACUUUUUUUAUUAUUUUCUUAUUCAUCGACAAGCAAAUGUCUAGUUGUAUCUAUUUACAGUACAUUUAUGUUUAUAGUUGAAUUCAAUAGAAAUGAGAAAUUAUUAAACUAUGUAAAGGAUUUUACUUUUUUAAGGCUGUCAACACAGAAUUAAUAACAGGUUGUAUCAUCAAUUUAAACACUGAAAUUUAGCAUUUAUUAACAUUUGAGUAAAAUAUAUUGCAAUUCAUUGUCUUUAAAACACAACUGCUUACUCAAUAUUAAACAAACCUUUUUCUAUAUUUUUCAAUUGAAUUUACAAAAUUAUAAUGUACUUUGAGAACAAACAUGUUUAUGCAUUAAAAAUUAUAAUAAGUCUUGAGCACGUAAUUGUCACAUUAGUAAUGAAUUAACAAAAAAUUAAGUAAGAAUCUUUUAAUGUUUUAUGACCUACAUUGGGACCACUUGUCAACUUUCAGUAAAUGAGGUAUUAAAUAUUUUACUUCAAGUGAAACUUACACAAAUAAGAUAAAUAAAAAAAUAUUUAUCUAAAUUUACUUUUUA
Molecule: messenger RNA, 1784 nt
Organism: Papilio polytes (common Mormon)
Lineage: Eukaryota; Metazoa; Arthropoda; Insecta; Lepidoptera; Papilionidae
Gene: pck
Exons: 5
Coding region: 152-901 (249 amino acids)
Biological process (GO): regulation of tube size, open tracheal system; septate junction assembly
Cellular component (GO): septate junction; membrane
Source: RefSeq, a predicted model, not a curated record